Molecule: messenger RNA, 1464 nt
Organism: Acaulospora morrowiae
Lineage: Eukaryota; Fungi; Glomeromycota; Glomeromycetes; Diversisporales; Acaulosporaceae
Source: the annotation of a GenBank genome assembly
AUGCCUACCCAGACCGAAGUUGAAUCUUUGAAAGAAAGGUAUAUCGCCGCCGGCCAAGGACACCUUUUUACUUAUUACGAUGAACUCGAACCUGAGCAACAAGCCUCGCUUUUCAAUCAACUUGAUAAGCUCGACAUCGGACGCGUCAACAAUAUUUUCAAAAAGUCUGUUAACGCUCCGACUACCAAAUUUCAAAAUCUGGAACCUCUACCUGAUGAUGUGUUUGACUCCGUGUUAGACAAUGAUGAUGCAAAAGUUCAAGAUUGGAGAAAUAAAGGUUUAAAUGUGAUAGCUCAGAAUAAAGUUGCUGUCAUUCUAAUGGCUGGUGGCCAGGGAACCAGAUUAGGUUCUUCAGAUCCCAAGGGCUGUUAUAAUAUUGGCUUGCCCUCCGGAAAAUCCUUGUUCCAGCUCCAAGCAGAACGCAUUCUGAGGUUACAAAAGGUCGCCCAGGAGCAUGUGAAACCCAGCAACGAAGUUAUUAUCCCGUGGUAUAUAAUGACUAGUGGUCCAACAAGGCCAGCUACCGAGGGCUUCUUUAAGAAGCACAAUUAUUUUGGACUGAAAGAAGAAAACGUGAUCUUUUUUGAACAAGGUACACUGCCUGCACUGACCAAUGAUGGCAAAGUGUUUCUUGAAUCAAAAUCCAAGCUUUCCGUUGCUCCAGAUGGUAACGGUGGAAUAUAUGCCGCCCUUCGAAAUGAAAAAAUCCUAGACUCUAUGAGAUCGAGAAACAUUUGCUAUACUCACGCGUAUUGUGUGGAUAAUUGCUUGGUCCGAGUUGCAGAUCCUGUUUUUAUUGGAUACUGCGUUGAAAAAGACGCUGAUUGUGGUGCAAAAGUUGUUCGCAAAUCUUCACCCGAAGAACCUGUCGGUGUCAUUGCUCUUUGUGAUGGUAAAUGCAGCGUGGUAGAAUAUAGUGAAAUUGAUCCUGAGAUCACACAGAAAAGAAAACCUAAUGGUCAACUUUUGUUCGGUGCUGCGAAUAUUGCCAAUCACUUUUACACUGUGGACUUUCUCGAACGUGUAAAAUCUUUUGAGGGUGACCUAGAAUAUCAUAUUGCAAGGAAGAAGAUCAAACACAUUGACAUUAGCAACGGAGAAUUCAUCUCUCCCUCUAAACCAAAUGGCAUGAAACUCGAACUUUUUGUUUUUGAUGUUUUCCCCUAUGCUAAACGCAUGGCAGUCCUCGAGGCUGAUAGAAAGGAUGAAUUUUCGCCUCUCAAGAACGCGCCAGGCACAGGUGCCGAUGAUCCAGACACCAGUCGAAGAGACAUAAUUGCACAACACGUGAGGUUCGUUGAACACGCCAAUGGAAAAGUUGUGUCAGAUGAAACUUCUGGUGCACUCAAUUUUGAGAUCUCUCCCUUGGUAUCUUAUUCUGGUGAGGGAUUAGAAAGACUGAAUGGAAAGACAAUUAAAACUCCCGCCAUUAUUAACACUGCGGAGGAUCUGGGUAAAUUUUGA